AGCUCCAACAUGUCCCCUGCUGCUGCUGCUGCUGCUCGGCCUGCUGCUGAUGAUCCUCCGCGUCCUCCGCGGAAGAAAGAGAAGAGAAGGAGAACCUCCGCUCAUCAAAGGAUGGGUUCCUUACCUCGGGAAAGCUCUGGAGUUCGGACGAGAUGCCCACAAGUUUCUAGAAGAACACAAGAAGAAGUUUGGGGACAUUUUCACAGUUCAGAUAGCAGGUAAAUACAUGACCUUCAUCAUGGACCCUCUUCUCUACCCGAACAUCAUCAGACACGGCCGACAGCUGGACUUCCACGAGUUCUCCAAUAAAGUGGCGCCCGUCACCUUCGGCUACCCGCCCAUCCUCGGACCGGAGUUCCCCGGCCUGAACGAGCAGAUCAGUCGCUCCUUCCAGCUCCUCCAGGGCGACGGCCUCUCCGCCCUGACAGAGAGCAUGAUGGGUAACCUCAUGCUGGUAUUUCGUCAGGACCACCUGGGCGAGCAGCCGGGGGAGGAGAGCGGCAGCUGGCGGAGCGGCAGCAUGUACGAGUUCUGUAACAAGGUCAUGUUCGAGGCCACCUUCCUCACCAUGUACGGCAGGCCGCAGGCCGCACGCCGCCACGCCGGGAUGGACACGCUGAGGCGGGACUUCGUCCAGUUUGACACCAUGUUCCCGCUGCUCAUCGCUCAGAUCCCCAUCUGGCUGCUGGGACGGACCAAGGCCAUCCGAGACCAGCUGAUCCACUACUUCCUGCCGCACAGGACGUCGUCCUGGUCCGACACCUCGCAGUUCAUCAGGACGCGAUCGGAGGUGUUUGAGCAGUACGAGACUCUGAGGGCCGUCGACAAAGCAGCUCAUCACUUCGCCAUCCUCUGGGCGUCCGUGGGGAACACCGUCCCCGCCACCUUCUGGGCCAUGUACUACCUGGUGAGUCACCCUGAGGCCCUGCAGGCGGUCCAUGAGGAGGUGCAGUCGGUCCUGGGACUCAGCGGAGUCCAGCUCAGCAGAGAGCAGGACGUGAGGCUGGGCCGGGAGCAGCUGGAUAAGAUGGUGUUUCUGGAGAGCGCCAUCAACGAGAGCCUCCGUCUGUCCUCGGCCUCCAUGAACAUCCGCAUCGCUCAGGAGGACUUCAGUCUGCGUCUGGACGGCGAGCGCUCGGUGGCCGUCAGGAGAGGAGACUUGAUCGCCCUCUACCCUCAGAGCAUGCACCUGGACCCGGAGAUCUACGAGGACCCGCAGUCGUUCCGUCCGGACCGCUUCCUGCAGGACGGCAGAGAGAAGACGGACUUCUACAAAGACGGCCAGAGGCUCCGGUACUUCCUGAUGCCGUUCGGCUCCGGCUCCUCCAUGUGUCCCGGCCGAUACUUCGCCGUCAACGAGAUCAAACAGUUCCUGAGUCUGCUGCUGGUCUACCUGGACCUGCAGCUGGAGGAGGGUCAGCCCGGAGCCACGCUGGACCCCAGCAGAGCCGGACUGGGGAUCCUGCUGCCGGCCGCCGACGUACGCUUCCGCUACCGACCGCGGACUGUCUGAUCCCUGAUGCCCCCUCGUCCAAUCAGACGAGGGCUUCAGGUGUAGGUAGACGAGCCCACAACUCACUGUUUUAGAUAACUGCUCAUAAAUCUGUUUCUUUUUCUGACUUCUGAUACACGAUAACACAAAAAGAGCUUGAUAUAUUUAGAGGUUUGGAUCAGGACAGAACACAGAGGUCAAAGGUCAGGACCGAUCUGUCAACAAACGAGCGCCUUUUAGGGGAUUGUUUGUCUUUGAUUGUUUAAAGUUUAACUGUAAACCGUCCAAUACUGAACCUCAUCUACUGUCCAGCCUCCAGUCGUCUCUGAUGGCAGCAGAUUAUUCUGAGGAGUAAAUAUGAAACUACGGGCAGCUCUGAACUCUGCACUACAUUUAAAUGUUACUUUUAAUCAUUUCUUUAGUUUUUACUUCUGAUGUUGAUGAUGUUUAAAGGGACAGUACAACAUUUCAGAAAACCCUUCUGUCUCUGUCUCAGAGUUCAGGAAGGACAUGAUUAGCCUAGCUUAGCACAAAGGCUGUAAGCAGGGGGAACUGCUAGUUUAGCUUAGCACAAAGACUGUAAGCAGGGGGGAACUGCUAGCUUAGCUUAGCACAAAGACUGAAAGCAGGGGGAAACUGCUAGCUUAGCUUAGCACAAAGGCUGUAAGCAGGGGGAAACUGCUAGCUUAGCUUAGGAUAGAUUGUAAACUGACAAGAUGCUCCAGAAAACAUCCGGUCGUCAUAAUAAACGCUGAAUGUGGGAUUAUUCCUUUAGUGACUGAGACUAAAUAAACUGUUUCAUUGAGUGAAUGCAGCUGUUAAAUAAUGUUUUAAUAAUCGUUAAUGUCACAUGUUAAUAAUUCAUAUGUCACCACCAUGAAUA
This is a messenger RNA of Anoplopoma fimbria (sablefish), 2375 nucleotides long. It is a transcript of the gene cyp7b1, whose product is annotated as cytochrome P450 7B1. Bases 50 to 1513 code for a protein of 487 amino acids. NCBI's taxonomy places the organism in Eukaryota, Metazoa, Chordata, Actinopteri, Perciformes, Anoplopomatidae. The transcript has 6 exons. Gene Ontology annotation, molecular function: steroid hydroxylase activity; heme binding; oxidoreductase activity, acting on paired donors, with incorporation or reduction of molecular oxygen. Gene Ontology annotation, biological process: cholesterol homeostasis; bile acid biosynthetic process. The record is from RefSeq and is a predicted model, not a curated record.